CCUUCGAAGACCGACCUUCAGUACGAGCUUCUCUGGACAACGGACCAAAGGGGUCGUCUUCUCGUGGCAAGUUCAAACCAGUUAAUCAGUUUCCAGUCGGACUCCGGAUGCUCCAGGCGUGAUAGAUCCGGGUCAAGUUAGGUGAAGUGCAGUCGCCAUGGCGGUCAACGAGACGGCUCAGGUCAUCCUGAAGGAGCUCAGUGACAAAUGCAUGCAGGAUCGACAAGCGGGCUUCUACGUGGCCGUGUCCGGGGCCACGUUCUUCGCCGCCCUCAUCAUUGUCUUAGUGCCUCGAAUCCUGUCGGCCCCUUGUGUGGCCCGCAAGCAGAAGAACAUUGACGAAAAGCUUCUCGUGGAGCCGUCCAUGUACAUUAAUGUGCAAAACUGGGCCGGAGAUCUAAUCUCCGGCAACACCACCACGGGAAGGAUCCUCGUGGUGUUCACCUUUGUAUGCUCCAUUGUGGCCAUGGGCCUUUACAUCUACGAUACUCACGAGUUCCUGGAUUUGGAGCGAUGCGUCAACUGGAAAGAUGCCAUCACUCUCCAGAUCGACUUCGCUCUCAGCAUUGUGUUUAUCUUCUACUUUAUCAUUCGCUUCAUCGCAACAGACGACAAGGUCAUGUUCAUGAUUUCAUUGGAAAGUCUCGUCGACUUCUUCACCAUUCCUCCUGUUUAUCUUUCUGUGUACUAUGACCGAGCUUGGUUGGGCCUUCGAUUUCUUCGCGCCCUGAUUUUCAUGAAUCUCCCCGAUGUUUUGGUAUAUGUCCGUGUCAUCAAUUUGUCCAGUGAGAUUCGUCUCACCAAACUCUGCUCCAUCUUCCUUGCCUCUGUCAUGGCUUGUGCGGGAUUGUGUUUUUUCCUUGAGAACUCGGGGGAUCCCUGGAGAAACUACGAAAACAGACACGAUCCCUAUCUUGGAUACGGUGACUGUCUCUACUACAUGUUUAUCACCAUGUCCACGGUUGGCUAUGGUGAUAUAUUUUGUGUCACUGAUUGGGGCCGAAUCUUUAUCAUCUUUUACGUGUGCCAAGCUUUGGUGAUGUUUGCCAAUUUCCUCCCGGAGAUCGUUCAACUUGUAGGGAACAGACCAAGGUUUGCUGGGGAAUACGAGCCGGAUGGUCGGCAAUUCAUUGUUGUGGCCGGAAACGUCAACUACGAAAGUGUGCAGACCUUCUUGGGCGAUUUCUUUCAUCCAGCACGGGAUGACGUGGAUGUGGAGGUCGUGUUUUUGAACAAGCUAGAGCCCGACCUGGAAUUCGAGGGUCUGCUGAAGAGGGAACAUACUCGCGUGCAAUACUUCAAGGGAUCAAUGCUCAAUGCUUAUGACCUUCAGAGAGUACGGUGUAACCAAGCGGCUGCUUGUCUAGUGCUGGCCAAUAAAUUCUCAGAGGAGCCAGAUGUGGAAGACGCCGCCAACAUCAUGCGAGUGAUCAGUCUCAAGAACUAUUGUGAGGACACCAGGGUCAUCAUUCAACUCAUGAUGUACCACAACAAAGGCUACCUACUCAACAUUCCAGGAUGGGAUUGGCGUCGUGAUGAUCAGGCAGUGUGUCUAAAUGAACUGAAGUUGGGCUUCAUCGCCCAAUCUUGUCUGGCUCCCGGUUUCUCCACGUUGGUAUCGAAUUUGGUCAUAAUCAGCUCUCCAGACCUGAAUGAAGUGCUAAGACCGUCAAGCCAUGCAGGAGACGUCCCUAAAUGGAAACGUGAUUACUUUACCGCAUGCAACAAGGUGAUCUUGGCAGAAACCCUCUCACCGACCUUUGUUGGCCUUCAAUUCAAACAGGUGGCUGAGAUCUGUUACACACAACUGAACCUCCUUUUACUCGCCAUUGAGGCCAGGAAAUAUGAAGGAGGCGAGAUUUACAUCAAUCCCAAGGACAAAGUGAUCAACCCAAAUGCAAUCGGUCUUUUCAUGACGGACUCGGCAGAUUCAGCUAAACGGGCUUGGUUUUAUUGCCGGAAAUGUCAUGCAAACAUCAAAUCCGAGACCGAAGUCACCAAAUGCGACUGCAAGCGGACCGCUGUCAGGCAUUUGGAGAAAGGAGGACGAAGUGGCACCAUUCACCGCCGCAAGAACAAGCACAAUAUAGUUGAAGAGAUCCUGGAUUUCGAAGGCGAAGAGACUGCAGAUGGAACAAAGAAGCGGAACAAAUUGCCUAGAACAGCCACAUCAAUCGACGUCGACGGGGUUGAGCAAAGUAAAAUGCAGUACGAUUCCACAGGCAUGUACCAUUGGUGUCCAAGUAGAGGCAUUGAGGAGUGUCUCAUGGACCGCCAAGACGCAGCAAUGACAGUUCUCCAGGACCACGUGAUUGUGGCCGUGUUUGCCAACGACGACAGUCCUCUGAUUGGAUUGCGAAAUCUGGUGAUGCCGUUGCGAGCGUCCAACAUUCAUUUCAACGAAUUGCUCCAGGUUGUGAUUGUUGGGAAUGUGGAUUAUCUCAGAAGAGAAUGGAGGCUGUUGCAGAAUCUCCCCAAGAUCAACGUUCUCAAUGGGUCUCCUCUAAGCAGGGCUGACUUACGGGCCGUGAAAGUUGACAUGUGCCGCAUGUGUGUGAUCCUCUCAGCCAAGAUUCCGUCCAGAAUAGAGCCGGUUCUGGCCGACAAAGAGGUUAUACUCACAGCCUUGAAUGUCAAGGCCAUGACCUUUGUUGAUGAAGACGAUUCCUUGGACGAGUCGGACAAACUGAACCGGAGGAACUCAAUAUUGGGUGACCUAAUGGAAGCCGAGGGGCCUGUUUCCAGAGCCGUGCCCAUUAUCGUGGACCUGGCCUUCUCAACCAAUGUCAGAUUUUUGGAUGAUCAUGAACUUCAUCUAGAUGACGUAGAGCUUUACAAGACCCUACCGUAUGCUGCGGGACAAGCUUUGGCGCGAGGUAUCCUGGAUUCCCUCAUGUCCACAACGUACUUCAAUGCUUCGGCCCUGCGACUGAUCCGUUCUUGGGUGACAGGAGGCGCCACCAUCGAACUGGAGCUGGCUCUAGCUGAGGGGGCGGGUCUAAGGGGUGGCUAUACCACUCCAUCAACAUUGAAGUCCCGGGAUCGCUUCAGAGUGGCUCAAGUGGCUCUACAAGGGAGUGUGUUUAGUAAAAUUGCUGAGGAAGGUUAUCCGUUUGGGGUUUUGUUUGCGGAGGCGUCGUCAAAGUAUGGCAUGCUCUGCAUCGGAAUUUACAGAUUGGUGGUCAAUCCAAGGGCGUCUUUGGAGGCUUGUGAAUCCGAUUCAGAUUCGGAUAGCGAUAUGACACGCGUGAAGAAAAAACGCAGACCAGCUCAAGUCAAAGGUGAGGAUCCUGGAGACACAACCCAUGAUGCUUCCCUCCGGAUUGUGAUAUCAGCGCCAAACAAGAACAUGCCAUUGGAGGUGUCCGAUAUGGCCUUCAUGCUGGUCCAGUAUCAGCUGCCUGUGGAGGAUCUCAGAGCACCUCAAUAGCUGACACCCAACACCAAUUGGAAAACAUCAGACUGUAAAAUACAUCAGAUUAUUGACACAUCUCUUUUUGUGGUCCCUUUUCUCCUCAUUCAACCCAUGAUGUAGACCAACCUGAAAAUCUGGUUGUUUUUCUUUCGCACAAUGAGCCCUCAUUAACCCCACGUGUACUCAGAGUAAUCCCUCCAAUCAAUUUCGCUUUUCCCUAGCCUCAAUAAAGUUAUAUUACGUC
Messenger RNA from Tigriopus californicus, 3659 nucleotides. RefSeq names its product calcium-activated potassium channel slowpoke-like. The transcript has 20 exons. Gene Ontology annotation, biological process: potassium ion transport; transmembrane transport. NCBI's taxonomy places the organism in Eukaryota, Metazoa, Arthropoda, Copepoda, Harpacticoida, Harpacticidae. The record is from RefSeq and is a predicted model, not a curated record. Bases 158 to 3430 code for a protein of 1090 amino acids. Gene Ontology annotation, molecular function: large conductance calcium-activated potassium channel activity. Gene Ontology annotation, cellular component: postsynaptic membrane.